AGGAGGGACGCAGCUGCCCCUGGAGGAAGCAGGGCGACAUCCUGUAUACUUGAAAAGAAAACUGAAAGUGCCUUUCUUCACAAGAAACUAUUGUGUUUUCCUCUUUUUUCAUAACCCACAGGGAAGGUGUCAGCCAGCUGGAGCCCACCCCGAGGAGCCCCGUGCUAUAUGAUAGGGUCCUGGUGAUAGGAACCUCUCUUCUGGCUGUUAACGUGCAUUCCUGUGUAGAUGUGGAAAGAGAGAGAGCAUGCCGGAGCCGGAGCUAGGAUAGGAAUGAGUCUGCAGCACAGAGAAGCCAUGCCACAGGCCUGAGAACUCACAGCAAACCCCGACUAUCUGAGAUCCGCCGAGAUGACUGAAGUGAUGAUGAACACCCCAUCCAUGGAGGAGAUUGGCCUCAGCCCCCGAAAGGACGGCCUUUCCUAUCAGAUCUUCCCCGACCCGUCGGACUUUGACCGCUGCUGCAAGCUCAAGGACCGUCUGCCGUCCAUCGUGGUGGAGCCCACGGAGGGCGAGGUGGAGAGCGGGGAGCUCCGGUGGCCCCCCGAGGAGUUUUUGGUCCAGGAGGAUGAGCCGGACAACUGUGAAGAGACAGAGAAAGACAACAAGGAGCAAUAGAGUCCCUGUCGACUCCCUCGGGGGCCACACCAGACGGCAUCUGUCCCUGAACUGUGUUCUUUCCCAUUGUGAUGGAAGAAGGGAGUGAGCCACAGUCGUUCUGAAAAUGUCAAAUGAUGGCUUCCGUUUUGCACCUGCAAAUCACCGAGUUGGUUUUCUUUUCUUUUCUUUUCUUCUUUUGAAACGUGCUGGGCAGUGGAGCCCUCUGCGACCAUUUGCAAGGCCUUCUGAGAAAGGAAGCCGCUUAGAGCAGGGGUGGGGGGGUGCGGGGUGGGAGGUGGUGCGUCUUCGAGAUGGGUAUCUGAACCGGCGCAGGCUAGAGGCAGCGCGGGAUUCCAGGGGGCCCUGGGGGGCUGGGGAGGGGGGUAGGGAGUUGUGCAUCGCCCGUAAGAAACAUUCAGGUUAAGAGAACCCAUGGGAGACAGGAGACGGAAGAUAAAAUACCCGUUUGAAAGGAAGCCUUGAGCAGAGGGGGGCCUCUGGGAAGUUGCCCGCCAGCGGCUGCUGGGGUAUCCGAAAACAACGCGUUCCUCACUCUCUCCAGCUCUGCCCACCACCAGCCUUUGCUUUUAUGUCAGCUAUGUUGGUCUGUUCACGGGAGGCUGGGAAAGAAGAGCCGCAGAAACCGGCGUCUGCAAAGCCGGCCGGAGGCAAGCGUGGGAAAGGAGGACUCCCUGCUCCUCCUCCAGCCUCUGCUCCAGCUGUGGCAGGUUCUGGAGGUUUCUUAAGAGGCAGCACUCUUGAGCUUCUCUCUCCUGAUUUAUUCUUUUGCCCUCCCCCAGCCCUUUAGGAGGAGCGGGAGCAUUUCCCACUCUGGUGGGGACACCGAGGUGGACGCUGACAUGAAGACCCCUCCCCCUUGCCCCCCCAGGCUUGCUCUGUUCCGAGCAGAGGCACAGAGCCCUGGCUCUACCAGGCCGGCCCUCCUUCUCCUUAGCACCAUCUCUGUAGCCCCUGGGCCGAGCAGUCAGGCGGAGGCGACUCCCAGCCUGCCCCGCGGUGGUGCCCACCCCCGCAUGGGCUCCCGGUCCCUUUUUCUGGUGGGAGCUGAGGGGAGAGAAGUGGAGACUCUUUCUGUUUCUUGUUGGGAAGCUGAGCUUUAAGGGAGGUCCUAGAUCUGGGAAUUAUCUGAUGGGGGUAACAGGGCUCUCAUGCAGCAGCCUGGGGACUGAGUGUGAAACAAGGGGUCAUGAGAUCCCCCUGGUUUCUCCUUGUGCUCUGGACGUAGGUAGAUGGACGGCAUGGUCAGGGAACACUGAGCAUUGGUCCUCAUCCCUCUCCGCCCCUACUUGUCCCCUGCAAGGGCACAGCUGCACGAGAAAGCUAGCCUUGGACUUACAGCUUCUUAUAGUUAAAAACCAUCUGGAGCAGCCGGUUGCAGGACGCACUCUUGGAACCUUCUCUGGCUUUCAGCACGAGUGUGCAGCUGAGAGCUGAGCUCCAGAGCCUCCCGGAGGCUGAACUGGGCCCACGGAGGCAUGCUGGCAGCUCUCCCGUAGGUCUGGGUUGACCCCAGUUUGGGACUUGUGUAUAGAGCUGUAUUUAAUACCUCAAGGUUGGUGUGGUUGGGGGGAUCUGGGGCAGGAGGAGGGUGUGUGAUUGACAUCGUGGCAGGAUUUGGUUCUGGGAAGCUGACGCUCGCCCCUCCCCGCCCCCUUCCCACCCGUGUUGUCUGCUUGUGUUACACACACCGAUGG
This is a messenger RNA of Mustela erminea (ermine), 2315 nucleotides long. It is a transcript of the gene LBH, whose product is annotated as LBH regulator of WNT signaling pathway. The transcript has 5 exons. The record is from RefSeq and is a predicted model, not a curated record. The coding region runs from base 352 to 618 and encodes 88 amino acids. Gene Ontology annotation, biological process: positive regulation of DNA-templated transcription. Gene Ontology annotation, cellular component: nucleus. Lineage: Eukaryota; Metazoa; Chordata; Mammalia; Carnivora; Mustelidae.